Molecule: messenger RNA, 35295 nt
Organism: Podarcis lilfordi (Lilford's wall lizard)
Lineage: Eukaryota; Metazoa; Chordata; Lepidosauria; Squamata; Lacertidae
Source: the annotation of a GenBank genome assembly
AUGCCGCUGGCGGCGAACGACAACGGCCAGGCCGUACCGGCCGGCCUGCGGCAGCGAAAAAGCCUCCGACUGGCAAGCGGCCCUGCGCCGACGCCCUCCGCAGCCCGGAGUCCCGGCUGGUUCUGGAGCCCGCUUGGCCUCGUCGUUUUCCUAAGCUUCGCAACCCGCUUCUAUCGCCUACGGGAGCCGCCACACAUCUGGUGAGGGGCUGUGGGGUGCCAUGGUUACGAGGGCGGGGCUUAGAUUCGGAGGCGGGGCUUGUGGGAAAUGAGUUUCCAUGAACCCACUUCAUCAAAUGCGUUAAAUGUUACCUUCCGUUGAUAGUUACACAAAUACGCUUGUUUUUUAAAAACUGCCUUGAUAUUGUAAUUUUACUUUAAAAAAAAUUAAGGUGAGGUUUAAAUUGUAUUAAAUACAACAUAUCUAUUUGUGGCCCUUCCUCCAAAAAAACUCAGGGUGCCAAAUGUAAGUCCCCUUCACCAUUUUUACAUUGCAACAACCUUACGAGAGAGCUUAAGUGGUCCAACGUCCCCAAGUGCAGAUCUGCUUAGUGUUUUGUUUCAUCAUCACACUGAACAACUAGGAGUGGCAAAUACUGAUGUGAGCCAGAGGCUAACAGUCAUCUUUUUACUCUUUUCCCUUUCAUAGCUGGGAUGAAACACAUUUUGGAAAGAUGGGAAGCUAUUACAUUAACCGAACCUUUUUCUUUGAUGUCCAUCCACCUCUCGGGAAGGUAAAUAGCGAACACCAAUUCUUGCAAACUUUUGAGAUCUAAGAACAUUUCCUUGACUGCAGAACAUUCUCAUCCUGGUUCAGUUACAUCAUCUUUGUGUCUAAAUUAUGUCUUUUUAUUAGAUCAAGUUAGUGCUCUAAAAAGUUAUAAACUACUUCAUCUACUUCUGCUUGAAUAAGGUCAGUCCUCUUCUCUCUCUAGAUGCUGAUAGGACUUGCCGGUUACCUGAGUGGUUAUGAUGGCACAUUCCCUUUCCAGAAGCCAGGGGACAAAUAUGAACAACAUAACUACAUAGGAAUGAGAGGGGUAAGACUGUGGGGCUUCUUAAAUAACCAGAGGUCAUAUAUGGAGAAGACCUAGAGUUUCCCUCUUCUCACUCUCUGCUUCCAAUAAACAUAUGUUUAUGUUUCAAGAAUGGGUUUUGAUUCCAGGUAAUACUGUAAUCUCCAUUUCUAAAGCUGUACUACAUCUGUUGGUUGUACAGUAAUCUAACAUUUGGUAGGAUUCGGAAUGAGUAGAGAAGAGGAAUAAAAAAGCUAUGUGCAAUGUUCUUUUAGUUGUCUCAUAGUUUAUGAAACUAGUAACUUCAGUUAACUGCAGGGAGGAGGGAACCAGUCUUUGUCUGUCUGUCUGUCUGUCUGCCUGUCUCCCUCUCUAGCAGAAUUUUCUGUCAGUUAUUUUUAGUGCAGGGUUGUGUUUUCCUCAUGCCCAUGGAGGUAUCACUGUCAGCAGUUUUGACUCUCAAACAAUAUGACAUUUGGUGUUGUGGUUAGAGUUGUCAGACCAGGGUUCAAAUGGCAACUCAGCCAUGAAGCUCACUGGGUGACUUUGGGCCAGUCACUGCCUCUCAGUCUAACCUAUAUCACAGGGUUUUUUUGCUGGGGCGGGAUUAAAUGAAUAUGGGGGGAAACCAUCUACAUCACCUUGAACUUGUUUGAGAAAGGUGGGAGUGUUGCAAAUAUAGGGAAAAGGGAGAUAAUGUAGGUUAAGCUGUGGGAUGGUUAUAUUUCCUCAUCGUAUGGGUUAAUGGAAGCUUUAGAAUUAGUGGUACCUCGGGUUACAUACGCUUCAGGUUACAGACCCUGCUAACUGAGAAAUAUUACCUGGGUUAAGAAUUUUGCUUCAGGAUGAGAACAGAAAUCGUGCGGCGGCGGCGCAGCGGCAGCAGCAGGAGGCCCCAUUAACUAAAGUGGUGCUUCAGGUGAAGAACAGUUUCAGGUUAAGAACAGACCUCCAGAACGAAUUAAGUUCUUAACCCGAGGUACCACUGUAUUUGGGCAGAAGUGAGGAUGAAUGAAGGUAGGGUGGUGGAGGAUCAGAUUUGGAACUUUUCAUCUGUUUUAUCUUUAGAGGAAUAUUUCUAUCAUGAAAUCCUGACUAAACAUCAGGAAGAACUUUUGGACAGUAAGAGCUGUUUGACAGUGGAACAGACCCCCUCGAGAGGUUGUGGGCUCUCCUUCACUGGAGGUUUUAAAGCAGAGAUUGGAUGGUCAUUUGUUAUAGGUGCUUUAAUUGAGAUUCCUGCAUUGUAGGGUGUUGGACUAGAUGACCGUUGGUCUCUUCCAAAGCUAUGUUUCUAUGAGGGUGGAGAAUACUUAGCAGACUGACUUGAGUAUACUUGGCUAAUACUGUGUGUUUUUAAGGUUGGGUAGCAGCAGAGCUAAGGACAUGCUUUGUCAUCACCAUGUGAAGAGUGUUUCUCCUCUCUUUAUUUAGUUCUGUGCGUUCCUUGGUUCAUGCCUGGUCCCCUUCUCUUACCUCACGGUGCUGGAGUUGUCCAAAUCUCUGCCUGCAGCAAUGCUUACAGCUGCCAUUCUGAUUUUUGGUAAGCAUCCUCUUCAUGUUGCAGGGUUUGUUUCAUUAGUUUCUCCUGUUGGAAAACGAUGCUUAGUGAAGGAAUUGCUCCUCAGAAACUUUAGGUGCUCAUGGUCUCCUGUCGCAGAAGACCCUAUGUGUCAACAUCCUUAUUUAGUCACAGACUUGUGGGGAGUACCUGAACAAGCUUCUUGCCUUCAGUUUUCUGUCUUGAGAAAAGGCCUAGUAAUAAACACAGAGGAUUAUUGUGAGAUAAAUAUGAUUAGGGUGUAAAAUACUUCGAGUGCUUUAUACAUGCAAAAAUGUUUUAAGAGUCUGCAUAAAAACAAACAAAUGUUUUGAAUAUACAUAUGCCCUGGGUACAAUCAAAAGGGUGAAAAGUUUUCUCUCUUUUUGGUCCACAUUAUUUGGAAAGGAGAGAAUGCAGGAACAAAGAUGAGCUAUAGGAGCAUUUCUCAAGAGGGGACAAUUUUAGCUGAAGAAGAGAAGGGGCAGAUCUUGAAUAAGUGGAAAGUCGUGAUAGGAAAUGGCAUUGGCCUAGGUAAUGAGAGGUGGAGGAGGACAGGGAAGAGAACUAUCUUGGCUGUCUCUUAAUGCAAACCCAGGCCAUUGAGCUUGAGCUUCCACGGCUGCCUCCCACCAUGAACCAUCAUGGACAGAAUUGGCAGCAACAGCAGCAGGUAUGAUUUUAUGCUUAUGAUAAUAUUUUGUUCUCUUGUUAAUUAUGCUAUUUUAAAUGUGCAUCUUAUAUUUUACUUUCUUCAGUAAUGCUUUAUUCUGGAUUGUUUUAUUUACUGCUUUAAAAUGUAAAGCGCUUUGAGAUUGUUUUCCUAAAAAUACAGUAGAACCUCGACUUACCACUGCCCCUACCCUUGAACAAUCCGACUCGUGACCGCGGCAAACCCGGAAGACCGGGUUUGCCGCGAUACGUGCAGAAGCGGCUUCUGCCGACUGCACAUGCGCAGAAGCGGCUGCCGCCGACUGCACAUGCGCAGAACGGCGCUUCUCCCAGCAACUUGGAUCGACUCACGAAUGGACCUCUGGAAUGGAUUCCGUACGUGAGUAGAGGUUCCACUGUAUAAAGUGGCAUGAGAAGGAAAUGCAUAAUAAUAACAACAAUUAACUGAUGACCCCAAGCUAUAUGCUUUGAAGCCGAUAUCUCUGAUGGUGAAUAGUAUCUCUGACAGAGAAAUAAAUGUGUAGAUGAGGACGAGACACUUUGCAGGUAAUGAGUGAAAGCAGCAUAGCUGAUUUUGUACAUUCUGAUGUGUUCUUAUUGCAAUAAGAUUAAGCUUGACUAAGCAUUGGAAAAAACAACAACUUUUAGAUUGUUUUUAGAACAACAGUUGAUAUGGUUUUGUCUUAUUUUUCCAGAUACAGGUUUCAUUACUCUCUCUCAAUACAUUCUGCUAGACCCCAUUCUGAUGUUCUUCCUCAUGGGAGCUGUGCUCAGCAUGGUCAAGCAUAAUUCCUGUGCAAACAGGUAAGGUGGCAGCAGUUUUUCAAGUAUGUGGCCCUUCACACUUGUGUCAGAAGAUUUAAUUAUAUGUUUGUUUUGCAUUAUGUUGUGAUUCUUAUCCUGCCAACUUGGCUCCAAAGAGUCCUCAGUGUAUUCAGUAUAUCAUAAAACAACUCAAAACAGCAAUAAAAUCCAUUAUUAAGAAAUAAAAGCACAUAAUAUAUAAUAUAUAUGGCAGACAAUUGAACAAAGAAGGUCUCUCCCAAGAAGCAUCAUUUAAUAAUACCAUAAUGUACAGGGAUAGUAGUUCAGUGGACUUGGCAGUAGAUUCCUGUAUUCAGGAGCAGAGCCAUAGUCAGUAUGGUAGCAGUGAUUGGCAUUAAGGUACAGAUGAUUGCCCUCCCCUCUAGUGUUGCAUUCACAAAUAACAUGCAAGUACAUGUGUGAUAGUGAUGGCUCCAAAAGGCUAGGGCCCUGUCUGCUGCCUGGUGUGGUUAUUCUGAGCCUUCUGGGCUAUUGUAUUGACUUUCUUAACAGCAGGAGGUUGCCAGGAUAGUUUUCUUUCUGUGUGAUCAGUUGAAUUGCUUUAGAUCAGAUUUUAGCACUGCCUCAUUUUUAGGGAGAGCGCUUCAAGAAUAGGUGAGGAACCAUUUUCAGCCGGAAGGCAACAUGCCCUUCCAAACAUGGGGGCAAAAGUGUUUGGAACAAGGAAGGUAAAUGUGUUCUGUUUCUCCAUUGGAGAUACCUAGGUAUAAAGCAUAUCCUGCCUUAGAUUUACUUCAGGGAUCUCUAUUAAAAAGUUUAUUAUUCCAACAGGAAGUUUUUAAAAUGUGUUUUUCAGACCCUUUUCUGCUUCCUGGUGGUUCUGGCUCUGUUUGACUGGGAUAAACCUUGCUGGUGCAAUAGGCGUGAAAUUUGUUGGCCUUUUUGUAGUACUCCUGGUUGGACUGAACACUGUUUGUGAUCUCUGGGAGCUGCUGGGAGACCUCAGUCUCUCACUGGUGAGUGUCUAGAAUUUUUACUAGCUUUCAGUGUUUGUGGGGAAAUGCAUCAUGAAAACAUUGUACAGUCGUACCUUGGAUCUCAAAUGCCUUGGCUCCCGAACAAAUUGGCUCCCAAACAAUUGAAACCCAGAAGUGAGUGUUCAGGUUUUCGAACAAUUUUCGGAAGUUGGACAUCAAGUGCAGGAGCUUCCUGCAGCCAAUUAGAACCCAUGCUGUAGUUGCUUCAGUCAGCCAGUGGUUACUGUAUUGGAGCCAAGUGAUGACCAUGACAGAACAUAUUUAAAAACUGUCUGACAAUCUAUAUAAAGCAUCCUUCUGCAUUACACAUUAAAAUAUUGCUGUUGUUCAUUCAAGGAGACUGUUGUCCCCUGAGUUGUUCUUGUUUUCAUUUCGACUUUGCACUGAGUAGCCUAAGGUUAAGCAUACACUAUAGAGUUCUGCAAAUAGUUUUUUAUGAGAAAAUGCUGCUAGAUAGAGGCCUUUGAUUUGCUGUAUCUAAUGUGCUGUAAUGGGAAACCUGAAGUUGUUUUGACCUUCAAUACGACGAUACAGUUCAUAGUCUGCAGAUUAGAUUUUGGCAUACACAAUGCAUUAUUCCUAGUUACCGGUUUAUAGCUGUCCUUAUGGGUUUUGCAAGCUCUGCAAGUUGAGCUACUUUUCUGAAGAUGAAACUUCAGUCAGUUCAUUUUUCACAAAGAGGAUUUUUUCCAGACUUAAAUAACUUGUCAAGGUAGCAGCUGAAUUCUGCAGUGGGCUUAAAUUAUUUUUAGCCUGCAUUUAGAAGUCAUCAAUUAUGACACAGGCUGACCUUGGUGAUAAAUGCUAUUAAAUCUGUGUCUCAUUAGCAGCAAGGAAAUUGGCUUUUUGCCAUCCAUAAUGCUGUUUAUUCAAGCCUAUCUUAGAGGUGCUAUUAUUCUUCUGGGGUCAGCUUCUCAGAUUGUUUGAAGUUACAAAAUCCAAUUUAUUCCACCUACUAUCCUUUCUAUAUAGGGUAAACAUUCUUUCUGCCAAGAGGUUUGCCUCUCCUGGUUUAAAUAAGUGUAGUCCAAAGACAUAGAGUAUCAGCUUCUGAAAAGGUCUGCUUCUAAUGUCAGGUCAGUUAAUUACAUUUGAAAUAGGACAAAUUCAUCUUCCUUAAGUCUCCUGCCUGCAGAUGGCUGCAGGGUAAUUAGAGUUGUGCCAUUGCCAGCAAAACUCUAUGAGUCUUAACAAUAUGCAAAUAAAUGUACUAACUCCACAAGAGGAAUUGAUGGAGUAGCCAAUUGGUGCAGUCCUUAUAGCUUGCUUGGUUAGGUGUACUCAAGAGAUGUGUAUAACGAAACCUGCCUAAAUGGUGCUGCAACUGUUCUGAAUUCUUUGUUGCAGGUCACUCUGGGGAGGCACUUCCUGGCUCGUGUGCUCUGCCUCAUUAUGCUGCCACUUGCUCUCUAUACUGCUAUGUUUGCUGUUCAUUUUGCAGUGCUAAAUAGAAGGUAUUUCUCAUCACUUUUCUGUCAGAAAGAAACACACAUAUGACAACAUUAGCUCAAUUCAGGCAUUGUGCCAAACCAUGCUUAAGGAAGCUUAACUGAUAAACCAUAAUUGACAAUUGGCUAGCCAGUGGGUUUGAAGCUUGAGGGUAUCGCUAGAUAUUUUUCAGACUUUUGGCACAAUGUUUGAAUUGACAAACAUGAAAGCAGACAAGCUCUGUAUUCUAAACUAUGGUGUUGUUUGGUGCAAUGUUUGAAUUGAGCCAUAAUUCUAAUGAAGUUGUAUUUUUAUGCAAGGCAGGCAAGUCAUGGUAAUAGCUGUUUUAGGAAUUCUACAUGGUGUUCCAGCUCUGUUUAGUUAUGCCUCAAUAUUUAACCUGAUCCAUGUAUACAUUAAUUUCUGUGGAGUCUUGAGUGUAGACCUGUGUCUUCAGACAUGGUGGCUUUAUCAUCACUGACCAGUUAGCAUUUGAGUGACUGGAUCAGGCAUGGUUGUUUCAUGAUUUUGUUGUGGACACUUGUCUACCUCUUAUGUUAUAUUGUCCUUUACUAAUAAAUAAUGGAAAGAAGACUGAAAAGUGAUUGUUUUAUUUUUUAAAAAAAAAUCUGUCACACUUUUCAACAAGUGGUAUUAGCCAAAGUACUUGAGCCAAUGUUGGCUUUGCGAUUCACCAGUCAGUUUUCUGGGUGAUAGGCAUGUUGAAUUCAGUGGUUUAUGCUGUGUAUGACUUUGCUGGAUAUUGGUCUCUGUCAAAUACCACUGACCUUCUAAAAUGACAAUAUUCACCAAGCUUCUGACCACAGUAUUUACUCCCAUUUUACUGCCUAGGCCUGUUUGUCAUGCUUAAGAAUAAGCCGUUAACCCCACUAGGGAAGAAAAGUGAUGGGCCAGUAAAGUUCUAAUCCUGCAGGUCAGCAUGUAAGUUUGAGGUACACAAACUUGUCUGGGGGGUGUUUUAGGAAAUACUCAACCAAAUAUCUCACUUAAAUUAGGCUUUCCUCAGGAUUGUUUACUUGCAUUGUACUUGGGCACAAUUGAUCACUUAAUUGAUGUAAAUCUGAAGGUAGCUGAAGGUUGCUUGUGUGUCAGCCAAAUGACCCAGAUUUUUGUAGAUAUCAAAGGAAUUGGGAACAUCCUGUGCGCUGACAGGCCAGUGCUGUUAUGUUUCCUGCUUAUUAAAUUAUAUGCUUAAAACUCUUUCCAUUUGUCUCCACGCACGCAUAAUUUACAUACACUUGGUUUUUCCCCAGUGGACCUGGUGAUGGUUUUUUCAGCUCUGGAUUUCAGUCUCGGCUGAUUGGAAACAACCUUCAUAACAUGUCUGUUCCAGAGUGUGAGUAUCUAGAUACUUGAGGGAACCAAUGCUCUAAUGAACACUCUGUAUCCAAGCAAACAAAAAACUCUCCUGUGUUUUUAAGAGAACACAGGGUGGAUGCUAAAGCAAACGCAAAGUAUUUGUCACAUUUUUUUUGCUCUUUAGUGUGUUUGGAAUGGUGAUCUGAACCACCUUGGAAUUAUUUCUGAACAUUUUGAUCUUUGUCACUUGUGGGUUCGGAGUGGAAAGUUUAGAACUGAGCACAAGUGUGGCGGAAGCAUAUAAAAUGCAUAAUGAGAGAGUUGAUGGAACCUCAAAAGAUGCAAAAAACAAACGAAUGGAACAAUAACUUUUAAUUAUAUAUUUCCGUAUUGGAAUAAAACGAGUUGUAGUUCUUGGCACCACCUUGGAGAAAUCCUGAUCUGCUAAACUAAAUUGGCAGACUGUGUCUGAAGCCAGUGUAAAUGUGUGUCAUCUUGAUUCAGUAGUCUCAUGCUAGUGAUCUCCCAACGGGCAUAUUUUCUUUGUAGGGUGAGACUGUUGCCUAACAGCUGUUGUGCUACCUGAACCAUUCUAUACCCUCUGGUUACAUUAAAUAAGUGGCACUUGGUUACCAGUACAGUUAACAGAGUUUUGGGGAAAUGUGGACCCCUAUUGUACCCAAGCAGCAGUGGUGGGAGUGCAGAGAGGCAGUGAUAAUUGGGGGGAUAAAUUGUUGUCACUGCACCUCCUUCACUUCAGCCUAUGAGCUAAGGAUGUGCUGUCAGAGUGUUUCUUCUGUGGUUAUUUGAUUCCCCGUUCCCUGCACAACAGGAAGAAAAAGCAAAACAUCUAGAAAGAAUAAGAAACAUGUGAUUUAAAAUCUGCAGAAAUCAACAGGAAUAUUUGGGGGCAGGUGGAGUGUGUGGGUUUCUGAUGUUUUUCCAAGAAAAGUUGGCUGUAUCUGCAAAAACAAAUUCUGGAAUUAUUUCACCUAAUUAAUGAAGUCACAUAUAUUUUUAAAAUACUGUUAUCUUCUUAAACCUAAAAGAUUGGUUGCAGUAUUCUGAAAUAACGUCUUUGAAUGCCUCCCUCAUUGCUCAAAUUCCACAUCUUAAAAUAUCUGCUUCUAUAUCUAUGAGAAUUUGAUUUCCCAAUGGAUUUUGUAAAUGAUGGUAAAUGACACUGCAAGUUUUUUGGUUUUUUUUAAUGCAAGUCAAUGUGGACUAGUGAAAGUUCAGCUUGUCUUGAAAUAGCAGCUGCAGUCACAUCAGACCAUGAUGGCCGCCACAUGAUGAUUCUGUGGUGGCAGCAGUUUCACAGCACAGUGGAAUCUUGGUCAUGAUUAAUGACUGUGUAUCCCGCACCCUUGUGGCUGGUUUUCUGCAAGCAUUUCCAGUACACAGGUGCCAAUAUGUUUUACUUACUCACAAAAUUAUACACCGCCCUCUUCCAAAACAUCACGGUAGUAUAUAACAACAUAAACACAUUUAAAAGCAAUACAAAGCAAUCAUUAAAAUGACUGGCUACUUGGGACAUUUUGGAUAACCCCAUAGGCCUGUUGCCAUAAGAGAGGCUCCAAGAGGUGUCUGAAAGGAAGAAGAAUGGGGGGGGGGGUGGAAGGAUGUCUGUCAAAUGUUUGCUGCAAGAGCGUUCCACAGCAUGGGACCAGUAACACUAAAUGCUCAACUCCAAGUGAAGGCUGUUUGCACCUCUGUAACACAGAGGACAACUAACAACACAACUUAUUUGUGUUCCAUUUGCAAUACCGUCAUAGGUGAACCACCUUAUUAUUAUUUUUUUAAUGAUAUUUAAUAGAAGUUUAAAAAUUACAGAAAAAAGAAGAAAAGAAAACAACAAAAAAUUUAACAAGACAUACAUUACAAUGCAUAAAAAAAACAUAAAAACCAAUACUACAAUACAGCAAAAAAACCAAUAACAUUAAAACACACAUCCAAUAUUCCAUAUCUUUAUCUUUCAUUUACUUGUUUCAUCGACCUCCUCACACCUCCCUUUUUGUAUUCUAGUUUAAUUAAUUGUUUCAGCAAAUUCUUUCCAUCUUUCUCAAUUUUUGUUGAAUAAUUUAUCUUAACGGUCUAACCUAUUAAUUAACUCAGCAAAUCCUUUCCAUCUUUCACUAUAUUCUGUCAUUCAAUUUACCUUAAUUUAUUUUAGCCUUAUCUUACCAUAAAGUACCUUAAAACUUAAUACUUAUUUAUACACGACUCCUUAUAUCAUUUCUACUAAAGCCAAAUAGUUUCAUUCCAACAUUUUUCCUAAUACUCAUUAAUUUUACACUAAUUCUCAAAAUAAAUUUUUAAAAACUUUCUUCCGAUCUUCAUCCAAUGUCUCUUCUUCCUGGUCUCGGGUUAUGUCAGUCCUUACUGUCCGUUCCAUCUAGUCCAUCAACCUGGCGAUCUUGUGUCCGAGGCUCUUAAGUCUUUUCCAUGUCCCUUCUGCAGAUCUUCUUGUUUAUACCUGCACUUUACCUUGUCUUUUGUUGAUCUUUUUCUUAAUUUCUUUCCUUUCUCAUUGAGGAGUAGGUCUUGGGGGGACUCCAACCCAACAAUAUCUCCGUCUCCCCUCAACAGAUCAGCCCAUUCUGCACAGUCAGCACUGUAGUCCAGAAAGUAUUUAAAAGCAUGUUUCAAAGUCCCUCCAAAGUUAAGAGCCCCCACAACUCGAGACCCCCCCGGCCCAAAAUCAAAUCCCGAAAACCAAAACGUCCCUGCCUAGGGGGAUCCAUCCCACUUCCCAUCUCCCAACCAAACGAUACUCCCUCUCUCCAUAUCUGACUUUCUCCAGGUUCAGUCUUCAAAAACAGCAGCUUAUGCUCCUGCAGGGCCUCAGGUCUCUCCAUUUGUGUUACUUGAGGUUCAACAGCAACCUCCUCCAUUAUCUUCUGCACUUGCACUUGCCCUGUCAAAACAGAUUCCUGGGUUGGUUCCUGAAUGGUUUCUCUAUGAGUAUUCACUGUUUGUCCAAAGUUUUUGACUGCAACAGUCAUCAAAUCCAUCUUCUCAUGCAGCUGCUCCAACAAAGCGCUUGUCUUUUGAAUUCAAAAGGCAACAUUGGAAUCAAUAUGUCUCUCUUUUUUAACUAUCUGUCAAAAGACGUUCCAUUCACAGUCAAUGAACUUCCCCAAAAAUUUCUGUCUCUGACACCCCGUUCCCAGGUUUGAGACGGUGGAAAUUUAUCUUUCUUUACUCUCUCUCCUGCAGGCUUGAACAAUCUAAGAUUCCCCCCCUCUUCUCCUGCUUCCAAGAGGGGUUUUGGUGGUUAUAACUGAUGGAAAUUUAGUCCUUUAUAUACGACUUUCCAGACUUUAGCUUGCAAAAUUUUUGCUUCAGUCUACUUACAAAAGCGGAAGGCGGACUUCCUGUUUAGAACCUUCCCGCUUCGGUGCCAAAUUAAAAUGUUUCGUAGUCCAAUUUUCCAUUCUACUCACGGGUACUUGUUUAGAGUCCAAUUGUCCACAGGAAAAAGUCAGCGCUCUCCGGCAACGGCUGUGCGGCUUCACUCCGUAAAAGUAGCGGUCGAUUCAAAACACCGCGCCGCUCACCCCACGUCGCUUCGGAUCCCCGAAAAAGGGUUUCCCUGCGAGUAGGGGAGGCGCUCUUGGUGUCAGCCGAAUCCCACGUUCCCAGGCUUCCUCCACCUGGGAUUUUUGAAGGGUAUUCGCCUUCGCCGCGGCAGCAAGACCCGAUUUUCACGGAGCGGGUUCCGAUGGCGCUAACCCGGAAGUUCAUAGGUGAACCACCUUAAACCAUUGCUCUCUUCCUUUAGACUUGGCAUAUGGCUCUGUGAUAACAAUGAAAAACCUUCGUAUGGCAGGCGGAUACCUUCACUCACACUGGCACCUGUAUCCUGAGGGUGUGGGAGCACGGCAACAGCAGGUCAGUGAAUUGUUGGAAUGUCACAUUUUGCUGGUGUUGCCGUAAGCCAUUCAUGUGACUAAAACACUGGAAAGGUGUCUGUGCACGUUUGCUUUUGAAGUUGGCAGGUGUAUAAGCCCUUCCUGUGUUGUUUUCAGACAUGGGAGUGCCUUGCAGAAAUACUUCUAGAUGGCUUAGAAGUCAAAAUCUGUCUGAGACCUGUGCUGUUUCAGCUGCUUCAUGUCCUCUUAGUACAAAUAAUGGUUGUUUCAUGUUCCUCUCUUGCUAUGGAUUUUUUCCAGCAUCUUUGCAGGCUGAAAGUCUCAUGUAGUGCUUGAGGAGAUCUGUUAGUAUUAUCGGUAGCUACUAGUCUUGAUGGCAGUAUCCCUUUGUAUACCCCUCACUAGGGAACAACAGCAGGAAAGGGCUAUUGGACUUAUGCCCUGCUUGUAACCUUCCCAGAGGCAUCUGGUUCGCCAGUGUGGUGAACAGGAGGCUGGGUUAUGGAUUAUCUAGGCUUUUUCCCUGUUCCCGCAGGUCUUGUACCACUCGCUUGCAGGACUGGAGUAGUUCACACAAUCAUUAGAAUACAAGUGUUCUCCAAAAGCACUUCCAUCUUAUGGCAGUGAUAUUGAACCCAAGGAGUCCAGGGUGAAUUCUUAGGAAGACUAACACAGGACAGGGGUGAGAAUAAGGCAGGGAGCAUUGCUCUAGACUUUGGCAGUAUAGAUUUCUGGUUCCAUGCAUUUCUUAAUUCAAAUAGAGUUGACUUCAAAUAUUAUAUUGUAUCACAGUUGUGUGCACAACACAUUGAUGUAAAAGCCUAUGUCCAGCACAGAAAUAACUGGUCAUUUGGGGGGUGAAGUGUCACAGGGUGGAAAUAACACCCCCAAAGUCAAAUAUGCAUCUUGGGUCAUACAUAGAUUUGGCUUCUUUGGAAAAUGCAUUUUAAAAAUGCAUUUAAAAAUACAAUAAAUCAUAAAAGCAGUAACUAUUCUGCUAUUCACAACAAACUGCAAUUGCUGUGUGUGUGUGUGUGUGUGUGUGUGCGCGCGCGCGUGUGUGUGUGCGUGCGCGCGCGUGUGUGCAUGCGCGCACGCAUUGGGUACAAACUUGGGUCAUUCAGAAAUGCAUAGCAUUGCCUUUGUAGUGAAUGCACAAAGACUAGACUGCUUGUAUUUUUGAAGGGAUGGAAUGCAAUGACUUCUCUGUGCUUCUAGGUCACUGCAUAUUUGCAUAAGGACUUGAAUAACCUGUGGAUUAUAAAGAAACACAACUUGAAAGCAGGUAACUUGAGAAUAAAACGGUGAAAUAUGUAACUGGUUUUUUCCUUCUUCAAGAUAAUUGAUCUCCCUUUUCCUUAGGAGUUUUAGUUUCUUUUCUAAAUCUGAGGGAUUACUUUAUUGGUUUGUUUGUUUGUUUGCUUGCUUGCUUGUUUGUUUGUUACAUUUAUAUUCUGCCUCUCCUCCUUUAAGGCAUUCCAAGUAGUAUGCAUCAUUUUCCUUCACUUAUUGUAUAAACUGGGCUGUGUUUGAUACCCCUCUGAGGCAGCAUAUUCAGUGGUACAUCUCUUCCUUGCUGAUGGUGCAUGGUCUACUGGGUUCUGGGUAAAGGGGAGUGUGGAUGCCAGUCUCUGCCCUUUCAUGUCUGUGGUCUUGUCUGUGACUAUGGAAGUAAGGGCAGCAUCUACUUGUUCUCAGGUCCUGUGGACUUGCCUGUCCUGAAUGGGUGCCAAAACACAGAACUUCAAGAUCUGUCUCCUAGUGCUUCUUUGUGAGUCUUCUCAAGACUGCCUUGGAGGGGCACACUUGCCACUUCUGUUUAUUUUUAUAAUUCAUUUUUUACAUUCAUAUCCACCUUUCUUCUGAGAAGGUCAAGGUGGCGUACAUAGGAUAUAGAAUUGUAGAGUUGGAAUGGACCAACCACCUGCAAUAAAGCAAUCUUUUGCCUAACGUGGGACUCGAACCCACGAGACUGGGAUUAAGAGUCAUAUACUGUACCGACUGAGCUAUCCCAACAAUUCAUGCUUUCUCUUCCUCCCCAUUUUAUCCUCACAACAGCCCUAUGAAGUAGGUUAGGCUGAGAUACUAUAGCUGGCCAAAGGUCACCCGAGUGAGCUUCAUGGCUGAGAAGAAAUUUGAACUCUUGUUUCCCAGGUCCUAGUCCAACCACUCCAGUGAACUGUCUUGUGCCAUGUCUAGUGGCAGAUUAGAUCUGAUAUAUAAUAAACUCGGUUCCUUAUUGUGGGGAGGUCAUUAUACAAGGUUUUUGCAAGCUUUUUAAAUAGUCCAGUAGCGCUGGAAGGCAAGUUUUGGAGCGCCUGCCUCUUGGUGGCAUGGGCUAGGGACGGCAACAUAGAUGAAUUGGAUAAGCAUUUGAGGUUGUGUUUUUGGGCAGUGGCAAAGCUGGCCCAUUUCAAAGUAUAAAAUAAAAUGUGCCUCCUGAUCUAAUCCUGCGGUGCAUCUACAGCAUAAUACUCCCCUGAGAGAUGCCCAGAUUUAUCUCUGCUGCCUGCUGUUUCAUCAGUUUAACAGAUGGUUUAUAUACUUUCAAAUUGAAAUAUAUUAGUGCAAAAUUAAAUCGUAGUUACCCCUUUUGUAUAAAAGUAUAAACACAAGAGACUCAGAUCCAAGUUAGUAGUUGUGUAAUCUAGCUGAAUUAAAGUCUGGUCAGAUCAGAAUGAAAUAUUUCAAAAGGAAACUUGUCUUUAGUGCUGAACAUAGCUCCUUGUUCAUCUUGCUGGUUGUGGCCACAGUUUGAAUGUUCAGGAAUUUUAAUGUUUUUCUAACACUUGCAUGCUGUGGCAUCCUAGGAAGAGUGCUGUCUUACUAGCGAUACAUUUUGUUUGCUGUUAGAGAAGCUUUUUAUCAUAAUGAUAAUGUUGGAAAGUCAUUGGAAAUAUUUCAGGGUUGUUGUUUUUUGUAUUUGAACUAGAGAUGUUGGAAAGAUGAUAUUUUUAUGAUGCUUUCCUAGUUUAUUUGAUAUUGGCAUUCUUACAUCUUUUCCAUCAGCCUCAGAUUUCAUGCUGUGACCUCUUCUGUUUCACCAGAUCAUUCAGAUGCUUCCCUCCCUGUGGAGUUUGUAAGGCAUGGAGACGUUAUCCGUUUGGAACACAAAGAGUAAGCUGUUUAGGAAAUGUGAGGAUUGCUAAUUGCCUGAAGUAGCAAUUCUGGUUGAGUAUGGUAAUAGAUAUCUGGUCUGCCAGUAACUACACCAUGGUUAGAACAGACCUUGUUGAUGACUCUCUCUUCUGUGUGCUAUCCCCUGAUAGUCUUUGAAGUGCCAUUAGAUACUCUUUACUUGCGCUAAGAAAUUAACUUCACUAGUAUUCCUGGAAUCUGCUACCGUGAGAGAGAAUGUGGACCUCACUGUAAAUAGUAAUCUUGACGUGCAAAUUUUGACAGAAGCAGGUGGCAACCAUUUUGAAAGGGGGUUCUGUUCCCGGCCCCUGUGCAUGUCAGCGGAGCACACAUAAGUUGGCCCCAUCUCGUUCCGCCCCACCCAACCCCCAUUCUUCUCCGCCCCCAUCCUGCCCUCUUCUGGGCCCAGAAGGACCCACACAUCGGCGAUCGUGUGUCAUUUGGACAUGCCUAAAAUGGUCACCGCCUGUAUACUUGGCAUAACAUCUCUAUAGUGUCACCAUAUUUAAUUGUGUUGAAGAUGACAGAAAAUGUUUGAACCAAGUUUUCUUUAAUUGAAAUCAACUUUCAGUGCUCAAACUGUUCUAGGGAUAAAAUCAAACAAUGUGAUUUUAUUUUAACUUUAGGACUUCUAGAAACCUGCACAGUCACCCUCAUGAAGCCCCCUUGACGAGAAAGCAUCUUCAGGUCACUGGGUAUGGCAUAGUAAGUGAACAAAGAAAAAACUUGAUUCUGCCCGCCCUGGAAUAUAGUCCCAGAACAAAGGAUUAUUUCUCCUUUUGGGGUUUUCUUUCUUUUAAGCUGCUCAAAAUCCAUGAUUCUUUCAUAAAAAAACAGGAAGCUGCAGUGUGAAUUUUUAGCUCAUAUUAAAAAAAAAACCCCUGUAUGAAAUGCUUGAGAUUAUUGGAGAAUACUGAGAGUGCCUCACCCUCAUAUAAACUACAGUGAUGUAACAUGAAAUACAAAAGCCAACCUGUGCCAGCGCUUGACUUCAAGGAGUUACGGCUCUUUAAACAGCAUGACUGAGUUUUAUUGUCUUCUGCACUUGUUAUGACCUAUUGGUGUCUAGGUUGAAGGAUGUACAACCAUUAACCUUUAUGAAAAGAUUUUUUUCUUUCAUUCUUGUGAGGUGAAAAAGUGUAUUGUGGUAAACCUUUUCAGCAGUCGACUAACAGUUCUGUGUAACUUUUUAAUCCAAAUGUGGGGUGGGAGUGGGGGAGCAGCAGUGCAGUUUAUUUAUUGGCCCUAAAAAGUGGAGGCAAAAAGAACAGCAGAAACAUUGCAAUGUUUUGCACACCACAGUAAACCAAACUGUGGUCUACUGGGACAGUGCUGGCUCACUCGCACUCACUGUGCUACUGCUUUUAACACAGUGCAGUAUGGCAGGUAACACAAGUUUUGACAUAGCAUGUUACCCCAGAUCGUGGUUAAGGUGUCUCCUCCUUAAUUAUAAUCUGCAACCAUAAAACAAGCCUUUGUUAAUAAACCAAGAUGAUCAAAGUGGCUGGAGCAACUCCCCUAUGAGGAAUGGCUACUUACUGCUGCUGUUUGGAUAGGGCAAUGCUGAAGGGCCUCAUUAGCUCCUCACAAGUACUGCUACUGCCUUGAAGCUUCAGAAACCGAAUUCCUCUCUCAUUCAUAAUAGCUCUUCUUUGUCUCUGUGUGUGUCCCCCCCUUUUUUCUUGGUAUGCACAUUUCCUAGAAUGGAACUGGAGACUGCAAUGAUUUCUGGCGAAUUGAGGUUGUGGGAAGAAAGACUGGGAAGCGUAUCAAAGUGCUACGUAGUCGGAUCAGGCUGAUUCACGUGGCUACAGGUUGCCUCUUGGGUUCAACUGGGAAGACGUUGCCAAAAUGGUAAAUAUCCAGGAGUCAUUUUUCAUGGAAUUCUUGAGCCUGAAGGGACCUCCAGAGCAAGACAGCACAUAUCCUUCUUGAUUUCCUCCUUUUUAAUAUGUGAUUCAGUGCAUUUGGGGCUGCAUUGUAGAAAACAGAUGCAUUGCUGAAGGCUCUUCUGACGCUUGAGCUUGGGAUGAUUUAAAGUGAGUGACCAGUGUCACGUGCAGCAGGAACGGCAACAUUGUCUUUACUCUUUGGCUUUUGUCACUUGAAAUAUCUGUUUUCAGGAUCCAUGCUGUUCUUGUGAUGGAAAUUUGUUUUAAACUGUUUUUAAUAAUGUGUUUUGAAAUUGCUGUAACCUGUUCUGGGACCUUAUAGCGAAGGACAGGUAAGAAGAAGAAGAAAAAGAAGAAUUUGGACUUGAUACCCCGCCUUUCACUCCCCUUAAGGAGUCUGAAAGCGGCUAACCAUCUCCUUUCCCUUCCUCCCCCACAACAAACACUCUGUGAGGUGAGUGAGGCUGAGAGACUUCAAAGAAGUGUGACUGGCCCAAGGUCACCCAGCAGCUGCAUGUGGAGGAGCGGGGACACGAACCUGGUUCACCAGAUUAUGAGUCCACCGCUCUUAACCACUACACCACGCUGGCUCAAAACAUGCGCAUUCCUUCCUGCUAUGACUUGGAUUCGAACCGAGGUUGCUGUGGCCACAACACAGAGUACUAACCACUAUACGGCAAGCUAUGCAGGAAAUAAUAACAAUCAUAAUAGUAAUAAGACAAGCCCCAUUGCAACCAGCUCACUGUCACUCCAGCAUGGUAAUGAGUUCUUUUCUAGUUCCAAAUAUGGUUGUCUGUCAUAUCCCUGAGUAUGAGGAAAACACAUCCAUAAAAUCUUUUCAAAAUGUGUUUGAGAGCAUUUCCAUGACAUCCAGUGUUCUUUUCCUGAUUGCACUAUUCAUUUUGCCUGCAAAGUAUUCCUUUAUUUAUCUAUCUCACACAGCUGCCAUCACUUGUUAGGGAUUAUUAUAGCUAUUAUUAUACACCCACCUUGUGGUCACCAAACUGUCAAAGGAUUAGCUACUCUUUUCCCACUUCACUUCAACUCUUACACUCAUUUACUUAUUUGUUCAAACCUAUUUCCCCUUCUGCCACCGUAUAUAUUUAAAUGACUGGUUAAUAAUAAACCUCAGAUCACUCACCAGUAGCUGUGGCAAAAAGGUGUGAGGCACCACUUAAAAGCAGAACAACAAUGUAAUAUGCGUUUUAGCUUUGAUUAACAAAUAAUAAAAAUGAAGGGUUAUGCUUAGUUUGAAAGGUUACUAUAUAAUGAACUUACCUUGGCUACUGUUACUUUAAAAUAACUGUCCAUUCUUCCAGGUUACUAUGUUACUGCCACUUUAAAAAGAUACCACUGGGAGAACCAUUUCCUCCUCUCCUGCCCCAUUUAAACGAAGAGCCAGAAACCUUUUUCUUGGCCAUCAUGCUCUGAACACUCUCAGGCUUCAACCCAGACCCCUGCCAAAGUCUUUAGCAGGACACAGCAACCACAUUUACCUAAGGCAGUGCACAGUGCCUGCAGACCCGUGGCUUCUAAGUGCCCUCUUGGGACCUCUCUGGCUCAGUGGGGCGAGGCAGAAUGUCCACUGUAUUGUUCAGCAUAGCCCCAUAUCUGUCUGCCUGUUCCUUUUUGAGCACAGUCUUGUUUCUUUAUUAAGAAAUAGGACAAAGUAAUUGAAUAUUAGGGCCAAAGCCCAAAUGUCGCUUAUCUUCUGUCCCUCAAUUGUGCUGCCUUGUAGGUGUUUGUUUACUGUAAAAGUCCUCACUAUUAAUUUGGAUCCUAAGAUAAGUUAAUUUAAGGAAGUUCACAGAUGGAAGGAUUUUUGCCCCGUCCUUUUCCCUGUAGCCACCUGCAGCCUCCAAAACACCUUUCCAGAGGUUGGGAGGGGGACCUCCUGAGCAAUGUAGAAUCAGGCAUGUGAUAUAGCAGGAGGAGAAGGCAGGAAUCUUAAGUGAAGUUCCUUAAAUGAACUUGCCUUUUAUAUGCUGUGUGAGAGAAAGCAUCAGUUAACUUCUAGCAGUCAUUUAUUUCUCUUUUAUACAUAGUGUUUCUCAGCUAUCCUUCUUACGAGUUUUAGUUGCCAUGCAAUUGUCUGUACUAAAAGCUUUGUAAUAGCAGAAAAUUCUCCUCUGAAAAUGUUUGGCUUAUUUACUUGCCAGUUCACAUGUUUUGAACAGUCAAUAUAAUUGCUCUCUAACAAAAAGGAUCAAUGGACUUUUUUGUUGUGGAAGUUGCUAGGGAAGAGCAGGUGCGGGGAACAAAAAGCUCUUCUGAAUGCUUUGGCUGUCCUCUGCCUGCACAAUGGUGUAUAUGUGUGCUUCGGUCUCUAUGUAAGUGGAUCUGCUUGUCAAGGCUGAACUCGUAAAGCUGUCAAGCCCGGACAUCUUUUAGCUAGAAAAGCAGUUAACCUGAAACCAUUGUGAUAAUUGAGCAUUAGAAAAUGCACUCUUUCAUUCCAGGUCAUUCUACUUCAGGAACCAGCAAACUAGCAAGAGAACAAUGUACUUAGAUAAAACCAAUUUUAAAAUAGUUUAACAAGACAUAUAAACACAAGAAACGGGAACUGUUGCCUAGUAAAGAUUAAAUGAGUGUGAGGAGCAGGGAGUGUGGUUUGGUUUCCAGAGUAUUCCUCAUGUAGCAAGAGCCUGGCUGUUACUGCAUAUACAGUUUACUAUUUCCUCACUUGACAGCAGAUUGUUCCUCUUAGUAGGGUCACCAUAGAUGUGGGCUAUCCUAGGUCUGUUUCUCACACUUUACAGAUGUAAAAUUAUUCCCAUGCCUUUGAAAGGAUGCGUGAGUCUUCCUUUGAAAUGGGGGGUAUACAUUUAUGGCACCCUGCCAAAUAUGUAAAUCACCAAGGUACAGUUUCUAAAGCUUUUCUUUAAAAAGUGUGAGCUAGAUGCAUAUUGCCAAUUCUAAUCAUAUAACUUGUUUCUUCUAUUUUUUUAAAAAGGCCGUGUCCAGUGCUUGUGUAAACAAGGCCACUGUUUGAACUUAAAUGUUUAAGUCAGUGCUUUUGUUUCUGGGGGGAUGCAGGGGUACACAUACCCCUAAACAUUUUGUGAAUCUAAAUUUGGCCUCAUUGAGGGGCAGUAUUUCAAUAUGAGUUGGAAAAUGAGAGUUCCACUAAUUUUAUUUUAUUUUUAGAAAAAAAAGCACUGGUUUAAGUUAUGCAACUAGAACAUAAAUAUAUGUAUUUAUAUGUAUGUGUAUCUAUCUUAGAGGAUGGUGGUGAUGAUUUAUUAAUUUUAUAUACUGCUUAAUUGCCAAGGUGGCAUCUCAAUGAUUUACAAGUGUAAAACACACCUAAUUAAACACACAAACAAUUUCAUCAAAGCAUUAAAAUAAACAUCCACAAUUAAAAUAUAUCAGAGAAUAAGCCCAUUAAAACAGCACUACAAUUAAAACAGUUACAACAGCAAUUCAAUAUGACUUUUGAUUCCCUUAGAUUGUCUUUUGGUUCAGUGUGAAUUCUGAAAGGCCAAUGUUUCUGUAAGAAAAGGGUCUCUGACACAAAGAGAUGUUAUGGAAUAUGAAUGCAAGUUGGGAUAGACAAGUUCAGAAGUUUUAUUGAUGACUUACUGAUGGUUCUUGUUUCACAGGGGCUGGGAGCAGGUAGAAGUCACCUGCACUCCAUAUCAGAAGGAGUCUCCUAAUUCUCUCUGGAAUGUUGAAGAUCACAUUAAUCCCAGGUGUAUGUGAUUGAAUGUACCUUUUUGUCAUCAAAAUAUUAAGAUUUCCCCUCCCCUUCCUAUUGCUUGUCGAUUUUGAAGAGGGAAAGCUCCAUAAAGCAAUUGAAGCAAAAUAUUAAGAAUUAGAAUUCCUGAAUAAUUUCCCCAAUGACUGGAUUUAAGCAUGUCUUUGUUAUAUAUACAAGGAAGCUUCUUGAGAUUCUAGUUUGACAUUUUAGUGCACAGCAGGAAAAAGUGGGGGAAAGAUGGCUUUUCAAGGUAUCGUGUUUCAUGGGUUUAUUGUCCUUUUUUUAAAAAAACACACCAACAACCACCUUCUGACCUUUGCCCGCACCUGGGACCUAAUUUAAUGCAGAGGGAAUGUCUAUGUAUCAUUAAUGUAUGUACUUAAUCAACAUAUGAGAUCCCACUUUAAACUGUCUUCUUUUCCAUAGUGCCCAAUAUCAGUUUGGAUGUUCUGAAACCUUCCUUUCCAGAGAUUCUGCUCGAGUCUCACAUGGUUAUGAUCCGAGUAGGUAGACUGGCUUGGGUUCCAUUUUGUUUGUAACUUUCUUUCCUUUGUAGAAAAACACUCCUUUUAUUUCUGCGUUAACUGUGCCAACUUGGGUACUAUCUGGAAUAGAAGAAGCAUUAUGGGGUUCAGCAGGUUUAUGUUUAAUAGUGCAGUUCUCAAGACAUCUUGUGUGAUCAGUGAGGGUACUUCACAAAUCUCUGGCAUCCAUCAAAUAUGGGGAAGACUGUGCCAAUAAAUGAAGGAAGAGACAUAUUGUGUGUGCUAUUGAUAGUAUGCUGAUAUAAGUAAUAAAGCCACACAUUUUUAAAAGGUAUGUGCAGCUCUUCUGCAUUUUUCAUGUGUGCGUGAGAAUGCUUAUGGAUCAUAGCUGUCAACUUUUCCCUUUUUUUUAAGGGAAAUUCCCGUAUUCCGAAUAGGAUUCCUCACAAGAAAAGGGAAAAGUUGACAGCUAUGUUAUGGAUGAAGGGAAGAGCUGGGCCCCUGGAGUAUUGUGUCCAGACAGCUCCUCGCUAUUUGAGACCACCAGUUAUCAUUGUGUCCAAGAUUUUUGUCAUCCUGAUUCUGACUGAGAGUCGGAUUAUUCUGAGAUGUUAAGAAACGUCCUUGUGUAGGCGUAAAAUUUAUCUGAAGCUGUCAAACGUAACAGCUGAAGAAAUAAAAAACUAGUAUUAACUCUCUUUCAUAGCAAUGCUAUUAAUACGUUCCUCUCGACAAGGAAGCGACAUUAUUUAUAUUUGUUGAUUUUUCUAAAAAGCAGUUACCAAAAACAACAACUCAGAACCCUCAAAGCUUCGCACACUGAGAUUGUAAGAAUAAUUCAAUUUAUCUAAACUAAAGAUAGUUUCUUUCCAGAGUGAAAGCAAACCCGGUGGGAUCUUGUGGGAGAUUUCACAAUAAAGGACUGUAGAGAUCUUCUCUUCAGGGAGGCUUCUGAACCCUUCCCCUUUGGAUAGUGAUCUCAUUAAAUUCUGUUGUGUGAAAGUUUUUAGGCUGCCUCCACUAGAGGGCAGUGUGAAUAUAUUUGACAAGAAAUAGAAGUACAUGUGUGCAUGCAUGAACACAGACUAGCUUUUGAGCAAAUGCUUGUUAAUGUCAUAAGGAUUGCCAAAGGUCCAUCAGUUCCAGCAUUCUGUCUCCAGUGGUGCUCUGCCUGAUGUCCCUGCAAAGCUCACACACACAGGGUUAUGAUAACCAUCUCUUGUUGUUCCUCCCCUCUGAGACAGAGACUGCCUAGAGAGAACAUACAUUUGAAGAAAAUAUUUUGCAUGGGAAAGAGAAUUGUUCUUGUAAACAUGAGUGUCUGUCUCAGGCUGUGUGCUCCAGCUCCAGCAGCCAGAUAUACAUAAUGGUUUUUAGCCAGUUUAAAUUAAAUGGCAAAGGCCCUCAAUGUACAAUCUGGCUAGAAUAUAGGUGGUUAACUGUGAACUGUGAUAAAUAAUUAGUAUAUACCCUUUUUAGUCUCCUGCCUUAGCCCUUCCUGUAGAUACUGAAUAAAAUCAAGUUUUGCAACAUGUUUAGCUUUCAUUAUUAUGGAGCUAUAGACCCAGUCCCUUGCCCUGCCAUGUGAACACAGAACCUAAUGCUUGUGUUUCUCUGAUUUUGCUGCAAAGAACCUCUGAUUUGAUUCAGCAUUGUUAUUUCAGGGUUUUGAAUGUUUGAGCUAUGGAACUUCUGCUGCUUAACCUUAGAACAAGCUAUUUCCUCAGACAUUUUUCUAAUAAGAAGCAGGUCUUUGAGAGACAUGGUAGCCUUAGCAUAGGCACCUGGGUGUAAUCUGUUCCACUACUAUCUGGGGAAGCCUAGCAUGCCUAUGUGAACGGCAUUUAGAUAUUUCCUCGGGAAAUUCGUUCACUUCUAGACUACAGUAACGGGAGAGAACUUCCCAAGGAAAGAUCUAUAUGCCGUUCAUCUAGACAUGCAAAAAGGCAUCUUGACUUUUUGCAAAAAGAGGGGUCUGUAACUUGCACACACAUGCAAAUCUGGAGGAUAAGUAUCAGCGGCUACAAGUUUUGAUAGCUAUCUUGAUUCAAAGGCAGUAUGUCUCGUAUUAUCAGUUGAUGGAGGAGAGCUAUGGCUCUCAUGUCCUACUUUGUGAAACAGGAUUCUGGAGCACUUUGUCUGAUACAACAAGGGUCUUUUUAGUUUUCAUUUUACAAGUAAAAGCUUGUAUAUCAAUAUAUAUUGAGGGAGAAUAUUUAUUGCAGCAUAGCUGUUAACUGAAUAUAGUUGUUGUUUUUCCUUGUAGGGGAACAGUGGCCUCAAACCAAAGGAGAAUGAAGUCACAUCCAAACCCUGGCACUGGCCUAUCAAUUACCAAGUAUGUGGGCAAAACAAAUUCUGAGGCACUGUAACUUGUUUAACUUUAUGUUGUAUCUCAUUGUUUUCAAGGUGACAUUGUGAAGAGCUGAUCUUCAAUUGUAUCUGGGAAUUUUUUGGAAGGCUUGCUUUAAAUGGCUUUUGCAGAAGACCAAUUCUGAUUUGCCCUCCCGUGGUUUUUGCUGCUAAGGAACGACAUGUUAAAUAACCAUUGGCUCCCAGACAACAGGGGCUGCUGCUGUGCGACUAUCGGAACAGCAAAGACAGAAAUAGUUCCUCAUAUAAUUAUGAGGUUUGAUUAUAGACGCUACACUAUUGCUACUCUGUUUAUUCCAAUUUAUUGCCCACUCUUUGCAGGUUGCAACAAUUAAAACACAGUUUAAAACAGUAUUAGUACAACUUUAAAAAUCACAUCUCAAAUGUCAAAGGCCAGGGUAAAGAGGUGUGUCUUCAGCAUUUGCAGAAAACUGCAUAAUGAAGUUGUCAGACUCACCUCUAUGGAGAGGGAGUUCAGCAGGAUAGGGGAGUGCCACAGAUAAUGCCCUUGCCUGGGCCACCUCUCCCCCAAAGCUUUUGAGGGUGGCGGAACUCCCAAAAGGGUCUCCUCUGCCAAUCUUAGCACCCAAGAGGAUCUGUCGGGAGGCGUCUUUCAAAUUUUUUGGGCCUGGGACAUUCAGGGCUUUAAACACUAUUGUGGGUUUUAAAUGUAGGGCUUUAAACGCUAUUGCAUCGGAGACACUUCUCUGUCUUUUAAUGGAGGAUGCCUAUGGAAAUCUUUGAUCUUAAUGGAUUUUUAUUGCUUGUUUUUUCCCAUGCCAAGUUACAACAUAAGAUAAAAAUAAAACAAAACAUUAAUUAGAAAACUAAAACAAAGGGGGGGGGGGAGAAAAGAAAAAAGAAAGAAAAACAAACAAGAAAAACAAUGACUAUAACAAAACAUAACCAAACAUACAUACAUACAUUUUGACUUCCUUCCAUCCUUUAGCGACUUCACAUUUUCAAUUUUUCUUUUUCGUUCUAUUGUAUGCAUAUGUACAUUUAUUACUUCUGGUUUUUUACCUUUCAUAACUUAUUUUUUUCUUUUCCUUACGCCUGCAAACUUCAUUUGUCACAGAUCAAUAUAUUUAUUCCAGAACAAUGUUUUUUCAUAUACUCUUUAACACAGUCCCAUUCUUUUAUUAAUUUUUGGUCUGAUUGUCCUCUUAAGACUGCCAUUAAUCUUGCAAAGUAUGUAUGCACAUGGUUUGAUUUGCCACUCUCUUACUGAUGGAAUCCCCCCCCCCCUUUCCAAUUUGCAGCUAUAUAGGAAUACUUUCUUUUUAUCACCAGGAAUAUCAUUUGUAAUUAAGCCUAGAAAAAAUGCUUCUGGCUUUUUAAUAAAGGCUAUUUUAAACGUUUUUUAAAAUUUCCUCAUAUAUAUUAUUCCAAAAUUGUUUGAUAAGUCCACACUCCCACCACAUACGAUACAUUGUUCCGGUUUGUUUCUUACACAGAUGUUUAUUGUUAUGGAAACCUCAAGCUUAAGGCAAAAUGUAGACUGAAAAAACCUGUGUUGAUCACAUACUGAUGGUGGCCAUCAAUUUCUCCACAGGGCCUUCGUUUUUCUGGAGUCAAUGAAACAGACUACAGGGUUUAUUUGCUGGGAAAUCCGGUAAGGAGAAUAUGGUUUUCAUUCCCCUAGGUGGGAUGAGGGAAUUUGGCUUCCCUCCCUUCCCUCCAGAUAGGUCCUCUCAUUCCCCUCCCUGUAGUUUUAUGGUGCCUUUUGUGCAUCUUUGUCUACUUGCAAGGCUUUCCCUCACAGGUGAUCUGGUGGCUGAACCUAAUUACUCUUGGAUUGUAUAUCACAAUGGCAAUAUUCGUUUCUGUGGCCAUGAAGAGGGGAGUUCGGCUAAAAGCUGAGCACAAAGGUAAAGUAAAUUUCCUACUUUCUGGGUCUAUAACCUUCUCUUCUGUUUUAUAAUCACUAUGGCUUCCUGCUGCAUAUCUACUUCCACUAUCCAUGAGAGGACACUGAGUGCAGUAUCAAAGGAAUCAUGAUAGCAAUGGGUGGAGUGCAACAGGAAUGGAAGACUUCGGGCUUUCAGAUUUCAGCAGCAGCUCCCCUACCUCUUACUUUCCAUUUUAGUCCUUGUUGCGAUGCUCCCUGUGGUGCCCUCUCAGCUUGGCACCCAGUGCAGACGAACCACCAUGCACCCCUAAAUCUGCCUCUGGUAACAGCUCACAAAGGUGAAUUUGCUGGAUUUCGGCCUAGUUUUUAAAGAGACGUUCUGGUCCUUUCUAAUUGCAGGAGGCAACUUAAAAGGAGAAAGUCCAUGUAGUAAAUGCUAGACCACAUUCCCUUCAGUAAAAGUUUUUUAUUUGUGCAUGUGGAGCAGGGAGAUGAUUAGUGUUGAUCAAGCAAAGAAAAUCCAAGGAACUUGAAGUUGAAAAGCUACUGUUACUGCUCUAAGGUUCUCAUGACAAGGAAAAUAGCCUGAGAGAGCAAUUCCUUCUCAGACUUCAUAUUCUUGGAAAUUCUUGAAAAUUCCUGAUUGGGACUAUUCUUUUUGGGUUUUACUGUCUUCCUGACAGCUGAAGGAUAGUCAUCUACUGGGUCUUUGAGAGUUGUCAGCUGCUGCUUAUUUCAUUUAUUGGCUUCUCUGUUGCACAGUGAUAUUGUUAAUGUUUCAUUGUCUAGUAGUGACAAAAGUUAUGGAAAGCCACAUUCUGAGGGUCUUAAUCAGAAUGCUCUCUUUAAACUGUUUGGAGCUUCUUGGCAAGGUGACUGUCCAUAACACCUUCUUUGUUUCUGCAUGGAAUUGUGAUAUCAGAUGAGGAAACAGCUCUCUUACCUCGUUUUCUUAAUCUCUGCUGGUUUGGAGCUACAGCAAUUGCUAACAUACAUGCUGGAAUUAGAUCUGGUUAUUUACAGUGUAGCCGGGUUGGCUUGUCGGGAACACAUUGCACUGGGCAUGCAGCAGUAGUAAUAUUUUCUCCUAGACUCUAAACUGGUGGAGUAAAAACACACAGAAUUGUAUCCAACCAAGUUAUCGCAUUCAUGCAAGGAUUUCCAACUGAACUCCUCCCCGCUGCCUGCCCUGCAAUCUGUUCUGGGUUCCCCCCGCAACCCUCUGGAGCAGAUUUUUGGGAGGUGGGAGGACACAGGGAGAAGGAGGGGAAGUUUCGUUGCACAAUCAGAAGUCCUUGUACAACUGGAACAACUUUUUUGGGUAGAAACCAAACACUUUGAUAAACUCCAUAAAACUAGAUUUCUGCUGGAAGCUUUGUGAACACAUGUUUAUACAGCUUAGGAUAAAAAGAAUUCAAGAAAUGUGUUCUGUUGCAGAGCUUUCUCGAGUCCUGCUACAUAGCGGAGGAAGGAUUAUGCUAGGAUGGGUCCUCCAUUACUUUCCCUUCUUCAUGAUGGGCAGAGUGCUCUAUUUUCAUCAUUACUUUCCUGCCAUGCUUUUCUCCUCUAUGUUGACAGGUAAGUUUAAUCAAGUUUCAACAGAAUCGAAAUGUUGUGACCGAUUAAGAAUUCUGAAAGGACACAAAUGUAAAAGAUCAUUGUCACAUAGUUGGUUUAGGGUUGAUGUUUUGAAAGUUUCUUCAGUGCACUGUAUCUUGAUCAGCAGCAAGAUCAGUUUGGCCUGCCCUUUGAUCUGGGAGACUUGGGUUCAAAAGUCAGUUCUUAUGGGGUAGCCUUGGGCAGCUUAUUCUCCAAUUCUUGUCAGUUCUGUCCCUUUCGAUAUGAACAUAAGAAUGACCUACCCAGAGGGUUUUUAUGACAAUCUGUGUGGUAAAGAUUACAUUCUACUGCCACAAGUGCUGUAGAAAUCACCUGUAUUUUAUAGCAUUCUUUGUUUUGCUUCUUAUGUUAAAGGUAUCAGCUAGUGGGAAAAAAGUAAUUUCAUCCAGAAAUACACGCCUGCUGGCCACUGUCUAGCAUAAUCAUCAAUGUUUCUAUAUUAGCUUGAAGAUUCUUUUCUGAAAGAAAGGAAAAUUAAGUUACGGAUAUUAGAAUCAAUAUAGCCAUGAGAAAUUCAAGAUGAGUGAUUUUUUAUCUUAUGCUUUUUUUCAAUAGGGACUAACUUGCAUGAUUAACUUGCCUGGUAAAAUAAAGAAUAUUAGCUUUCUGCCACUGGAAAACUCCAUCUGAUUGAAAUAGAAUUGAUUUAUCUUGGGGAGAUGGGUUGAUCCUGGGCAGUGACUAUACAUAUUGAUGUGAUUACUGAUACAAUGGUACCUUGGUUUUUGAAUGUCUCCGUUGACGAACAUUUCAGUUUUUGAAUGCUGUAAACCUGGAAGUAAAUGCUUCAGUUUUCAAACACGCCUUAGAAGUCAAACAUACCAUGCAGCUUCCACUGAGUGCAAGAUCCCGGGGCCUAGCUUUCGGCUAUUGAGUUUUCGGUUUUCGAACGUUUCAGAACUCGAAUGGUCUUCUGGAACGGAUUACGUUCUAAAACCAAGGUACCACUGUGCUUUCUAGUUUCAGUUAACCUGGCCCAAUCUUCCUUUUUCUCUUUCUCCCUCAGGGAUUACAUGGGAUGUAUUUCUGAAAUUUUGUGCUGGUGCUCUGUCAGCCAGCAUCCAGUCUAGGAAGGUUUACAAUUAUGGGAUAAUGGUGCUGAUUCUGCUUAGUAUCUACAGGUGAGAAUUGGUUCCUGAAUAGUUAACACACAUUGAAGGUUAUUUUUGAGGGGAAAGGCCUUGCAUCAUUACCAAACCCUGAAAAAUGCUGACAAGUAAGCAGGAAACCAUGUAGGGAAGCUCCUACAAGACUGUUUCCUUGUGUGGCCCAUUUUGUUGUCACCUUAACGGUUCUUGAUAUUGACUAAUGCUAACAUUCAGCCAUUGCCCUCUUCAGAAACUGCCUCUCCUGAAGCAGCAGCAAUCUUAGUUAGCAGCUUCAUACUGGCUCAGGUGCAUCUCUCAUUGCAACGUCCCAGGGCAAAGAUGAAGCAAGCUUUUCUUUCACAAUUUCCUGUCCCCUUUGACUGCAGAGCUUAGUGUUAUGAGCUUAUCUUAUGUCCUCCAUUUGGUUCGACCCUCUAAUAUGUGUCAAAGAACUUUGAUCUGCCUUGCAAGUUUGCCACCGCCAAAACAAUUGAAUAUUUCAGGGUUUCUCAGUGGUAUAUUAAGUAGCUCUACACCUUAUAACUACUUCACCCAAUUAUGUGCUCUACUGUUGUGACGUUGGGUCUCCACGAAUUUGAUUCAUGUUUAGAUUUUUUCCACAGCUUCUACCUCUUCCACCCUCUCUCCUAUGGAAUGAUAGGACCUCUGGCUUCUGAUCUCAACAGCCCAAUGGCAGGGCUUAGGUGGCUGGAAACAUGGGAGUUCUAGAUACAGCCUGGGGGGGAAAGGGAAUAAACAAGAAGACAAGUGGUGAAACCCACUGCACAAGAGCUGUGAAGGAUUGUUUCCCCAACAGCAUUUCGGCGCUGAAGCAGUGGACUGUCAACCUUGAGGUCUGAGAAGAGGAGGCGGCAACUAUGAAGGAGAACCUCUCUGUGGGUCCUAGAGCCCCAUUUACUUGAACCUGCUGCUACUUAAAAGUUUGAACCAUCCAAGCAAUAUGUUAACUGUCCCACAGCCAUUGGCUCCACAGUGGUGUCAUUUUGUGUGAGUUGGAGGACGUGUGUGUUUUGCAAGGGUAUCUCUCAUGUCUGCCUGUCUCUGCUCAUAAGGGAUUUAACAGAGCUCAGGAAAGAUCAAGUGCGUGUAACAGAGGAAACAGUCUUCUGAGACCACGAUAGUUAAUAUCCAAUAACUUCUUUUUUCAUGAACUUAAAAGUAUUUGUGUACAUAUGGUACGUGUUCCUGGGAGAGUCUUGUGACUGCUUUUCUAAGUUCAGGAACUUGGACAUAAAGCAUAAAGCUUUCUGCGAUCCAGUGCUCUGUCUGCCCGUCACACAAAAGGCAAUGAGUUGUUUUUGCAUAAAGCCUUUGCUGUCUGAGCACAGACACCCAUUCAGAAUAGCCUUUAACCGUUACCUGGAAGAUCUCAUGCAGAAAUGAAGCUGCAGCAUUCCAUUCAUCGGAUUAUCCUUUUGUUUAAGAAGCUCCAAAGCAGAGAAAGAUGUUUUUAUUAUUAUUAUUUAGGUUUCCUGCCCUAAAUUCCUCUGACAGUGAGGAAUGGUGCCUUUGAGUGAGUGUGUGUGUGCAUGUGCAUGCAUGCGUGCUAGAAGUUGAAUACAUAAUGUUAAAGCUUGUGCUGAGAGCUGUGAUGUCACUCAUUCUACUAAUUCAGUUGCCUACUAACACUUCUUCCUGUGGGGAAGCUUGUAUCUCUUUAAUGAAUGUAGAGUGUGCAGAACAUGCUUCUAACUGCUGUGGUACAGGAAUGUUGAUUUUUUUUUAUAUAAAUGCAUGUGGUGUUUUUUUUAAGGAGGAAUUAACCUCUGUGUCAUAUGCUAUCAAAAAAGGGAGGGAUGUAGCUUGAUAAGCAGAAUAGAGCUCUUCAGUUGCUUAGUGGGAAUCCACUUCUGCAGCAAUGUGAGCAAAGUUUGACAAAAAGGUUGAGCAAGGCGUUCCCCUGCAAAACGUUCUUUUAAUUCCAUCUCUUGUUCUCUGGAGCAAAUUCGGCCUUGGCUUCUGUUAAAUUGGUCCCCUGAAGCCUUCUUUUGUACAUGACACAGAAAUUGAGGCCACCCAGUAAUUCAUUUUAGUGUCUGUGUUAAAGCUUGAAGCCUGCCACUUCCUAUCCCUCUGUGCCAUCAUCAAAGGGCUAUCUCUGUUGGCAUGGAGACGAUAUGCCAACAUUCCCAGGAGAGGCUGGAUGAGGCAUGUCAGGCUGCCAGGUCCAUUAAGAAGGGAAACACAAGACUGAUUUAGCUGGUCUGGCUUAACUAGUUUAAGACUGUCGUGACCAGCCUUUUCGUUAGCAGAGAUGAUGAUGGGUUCCAGCCUUUGAUUUUAACUCACUUGUUGACAACUGGUGGAAAUUGCUGAAAUGAGUUACUGGUUUUGAUAUUAUUACCGUUUCCUGUGGCAGGAAAUACUCUCAUGUGGCUGACCUGACUCCUCAGAUAUUAUAUAUAGAAAAGAAGGGAAGUCACGAAAACUUCCCAUUAUUCUGCAUCUUUGUUGCUGGGAGAAACAGUAGAUUGUAAGUACAAUAGAAUAUAAGGAGUAACAAUACAGUUGAUAAUCAUAGAAAAGCAAUAAGAUAGCCAGCUGUUACUAAGAGGACUUGGCUGUCUUGUAUUUCACGAAGCACUUGAGUGUUACUCUUGACUAGAUUUCCCUGAGGUUAGGUCCCAUCAUGUAGUCACUGAACUAUUCAAUUUUGCCUUUAUUAGUGGAUUCCAUGUUAUAGUACUUUUCUACAGCAGUUAAAUAUUAGCAACCGCUGUUGCUUUUCAGAGGAGGGAAACCCAUUUCUUUCCCCACCCCCUGAGAUCAAGAGAUAUUGAUCAAGAUAAUAUUUCUACUACUUAAUUCAAUUAUUCAGCAAGGCUGUCUAUACAUUUCAUCCUUGGAUUCUGCAGUACUCCAGUGGGUGACUGUUUAUUGUCGCCUUCCCUUGCAUUCUGAGAAAUCUCACAUCCCAACAUACACCUGUAUACCUACACUACGAGUGCUGUCCCUAGCUGAAAGAUGCUGCUGUCUUGAGCAGCUAAUUCUUUUGAAGUUUUUCUGACAGGACUGCUUUCCACAGUAGAAGGGGAUCAUAGAUACUAAACAUAUAGAAUCAGAAUCUUUAAAAAGGUCAACAAGUGUCAGGCUUGCCAUUCCUAUUAGCUGUCACUCUAUGGUACUGGUCUUCCAAUACUAUCUAGCUCUAUGUCACUCUAUGACAUAGAGCUUUCUAGCGUUGGAAGAGUAGCACCAAUAUAAGUAAGCAAAUAAGUAGGUUCUGUGGGCAAGAUCUGUGGUCUGGAGUUGUUUUCAGUGAAUGUGCCUUAGCUGGGCAGCAGUUAUGACUUCACUGUGGACAAGUGGCCUUCCAUUUGAUCAAUGGUGUUGAUAGGUGUUGAUGUCUCUAACCCAUUAGUGUCUUUUCACAAAUUAGUUCAUGGCUUGUAAAAGGGCUUUCGUAGCUUAGCAACUCACCUAUUCCAUCACAGUUCUAAUGAACGACCCCCAUUUUUUCUUCUUUAAAAACUCCAAAGUAUUUGACUCAAAACAGGGUAUUGAUCAGAUUAUGUGUUUUCUUGAGUGCAAAAUAUCCCUGUAGAAGGCAGACCUCAGUGGCUCUACAGAUAUCAUUCAUUAUGUUUGAAGGGUAAUAACAUUUAUAGGAUCAAGUGUGCAUUUAUAGGAUCAUUGACUUCUCUACCAAUGGCUGCAUCUACAUGGCCUAGACUCCAGAUCCAGUAAUCAGAACUGCCUCCCCUUCCCCCUCCUCCAGUGGUCUUACUGGCACCCAGAUAAUUCUGUUGUGAUGGAAUAUGUGCCUAAAUAAAACUUGUGUCUUGGACAGUUUUUUUCCUUCCAUAUUAGUGUAGGACUAACAAGUAUUAUUCUACAGUAUUCCUUCUAGGAAGGAAGGAAUAAAAAUCAGCAAUAAAAAAUUUCUGAUGUUCUUCUUGUGGAAUGACACUAUGAUAGCUCAUUCCUCGGCAAGUACUGUGUUCUGUAUUGGUUUCUCGUUCUGUGUAUUAUGGUCAAGAACCCCAUGUCCAGAGUGCGGGAUAUAACGUUUGUCAGAAACUGCAAAUUUUAUUUACAUAGAGUCCUAAGUGGUAGGUAAGUAGAACUGAACUACUCAUUCAGAAACACUGGCCAGCCCAUCUUGAAUUGUACCACUUCAAACUGAAAAUGGAGGAUCAAUCACAUGUUUAAAUGUUUCUUUACUUAAAAACAAGCAACCUUUCACAUAUACAGCUAGCAUAUCAGGUAGGCCUGGCUAGAACCCUUCUAUAUGACAUGGGAGCUUUUUGCAGGCAGGAAGUUCCUGGAGUGGAAGAGCAUUUGUGCCACCCAUCACCUCUGCCCUGAAGUGAGGACCGCGCCACAUAGUGCUCCUGAAUCUGUAGUUCAUCUCUUAAUGCGAUUGCUUUGAAGGAGUGAUUUGGUCUCUGCCCUGGGCAUCUGUGUGUCUGUAGUGUCUGAUGUAGUUAUCUACUGCUCCUGGGCAGCUUCCUGCAUUACGAAUUUGUCUUACUAAUGCUGCUGAUGUUGAAGUGUGUGUUUGUGUGUUGUAUGUGUCUUUUGUACAUUAUCACCAUCUACGCAUUUCAAACUGAACCUACUUCAGUGCACUGCCAUGUAAUGGUACUAAAUGGAAGGAUAACUUGCCUUUGGACUGGCACUGGCUUUUGUAAAGGGAUUGACUGUAAAUGGGAUAGAAUUUCCAUCAUACUUUUGUAAUAAAUAGCCUUUCUUUCCAGUGUCUUGUUGAUUGCUGAUUGUUAUUAUUUUUCCUACUUCAGCCGUUAGGAUCAGCCUGAAGCGAUACGGACUAGAUUAGUGCAGAAAACACUAAUGCCACAGCUCAUGGCCAUGCUUGCUUUUCCUGAGUUCCACCAGCAGGAAUUUACCUCUCCACUCUUUGGAUUAAAGAAUGUACACAUAUAGGAUGAAGAGUUGAGGAGUGGGGAAAUAUGUUUGUACACACAGAUCCUGUGGCAGUGGUUUGCCAUGCUUUGGUGGAGUCUCUUUGAUUCCUGCCACUUCUUACUGGUGUUCACUGGCCAAAGUUUGAUACCGAAGGUCAACAGUAGCCUUUUUGAUCUACAGUGGAGUUUCUCAUGAUCCCAUUGUUGGCACUUAGUUGCUAUGAAAAUACAGGUCUUGAUCCAUUUGGGAAGACAGUAGUCUGUUUGUUGAACUCUUUUUCUGUUGCUUAUUGCCCUUAUUACAGCAUCAAAUGGAUUCUCAAAAUCAAAAGGGUGUUGCACAUAUUAUAAAAUGCAGGUGCGUGCAAAUUGAGACCCUUGCUGUAGAACAGCAAGUUCAAAACAAGAAUAACACUGAUAUAAUGAGGUAAUCUGACUGUUGUGCAUCCAGCUGAGGAACCAAGCUGAGAGCUUGGAAUAGUUGGCAGAGUAAUAUUCCAUAUGUCAGAGCAAUAAAGAGGGCUAUUGCAAUAUAGGCUUAUAGUGAGAAACUUCAUUAUAAAUUAUUUAAUUACUCACUCCAGAGGGAAAGUGAUAGGAUCAUUUUAAAAAAUACAUUGUAUAUUGGCAAACUCAGUGAUGGCUCUAAUUUGUUCUACCCCCCCACACUUGCCCUUUUUGUUAAUGGUAAAACCACUGGUAUGAUUGCCUAGAAAAUCUGCUUUUCAGUGCCAGUGAAUAUAUGCUUAUAGGCUAGCAAUUCAGAAACAGUGCCGCUAAUGUUACCUUAACCAGCUGGUUUGUUAAAUAGCCAUCUUCUAAAGCUUGAAUGGCUUUUAGAAUCUAAUGGUUUGUGUGAAAUAAAUCAAGAUUCAUCCAAAUUCUGAAUGAGCAUAUCCAAAGACCACAGGAAGUUGGAAGUAAUCAGCUCUCUUGUUUGACAUUUUCCACAAGGAUGCCAAUAGUGUCAAUUUAGCAAGGUGCUGAAUGCUUUUCCUCUCGUUUCCCUCUACCUCUUGUUGAGUUGGUGGAGGAAUUCAGGUGAGAUGGAAAGGAAUACAGUGGUACCUCGCAAGACGAAUGCCUCGCAAGACGAAAAACGCGCAAGACGAAAGAGUUUUCCGUUUUUUGAGUCGUUCCGCAAGACGAAUUUCCCUAUGGGCUUGCUUCGCCUUGCGAGUUCUUGCGAGUUUGUUUCCUUUUUCUUAAAGCCGCUAAGCCGCUAAUAGCCGUGCUUCGCAAGAUAAAAAAACCGCAAGACGAAGAGACUCGCGGAACGGAUUAAUUUCGUCUUGCGAGGCACCACUGUAAUAUAAAGAUGUUCAUUAUGCUACAAUGAUGAGUUGGAGUAAGCUGAAGGCGUAGAAAUGUCUAGUGCAAGCCAAUAGAAGGCAGGCAAUAGCAUCUGACUUGGAGCUAGCUAGCUAGUUUAUUUGUUUAAGACCUUUUUAUGCAUCCCUUCAUAUUGGAUUUCAGGACAGUGAACAGCAUAGAGCAGAUCCAGAGGGGAAAAACAAAAAGAGGAGACUAAACAUUAGUGCAUACUAACACUUGCUUGAUUAAAUUUAUAAAAUAUGUCAGUAUGCCUAACUAAUAAAAAAAAAAAUGUGUUUGCUUGGAGCUAAAUGACAGCAUCAUUGAAGCCAGGCAAACUUAUUUGGGGGUCCUACUACUGUGAGAGCCUUUGUUUUUGCACCUCUUGGAGGACGUAUAUGGAGAUGGACUUUGGCAGAUGCUAUUUAAUACCAGGCAGGUUGAUAUGGGAGUAGAUGCUCCUUCAGGUACUUGGGUUCCAAGCCAUUUAGAGCUUUAAAGGUAAGAACCAGCCCCUUGAAUUAAGCCUGGAAGUGAACAGGCUGCCAAUUAAACUUUCUAAAUCGGUGUAGUUUGGGUGGACCAGGUUUGGGUGGGCAGACACAAUUUUGGUAGCUGUGUUCUGUACUAACUGAAACUUCUGAACCGUCCUCAAGGACAGCUGUAUGUAAUUCAUUAAGGAAAUGGAUACAUGAUUACACGAGACUCUGUGUCUAAGAGUGGUUGCAGCUGGCAAACCAGCAGUAGCUGAUAAAAGGGACUCCAUGGUAGCAGGCAACCAUCAUUUUUACAGCAUUAUUGGACUUUGCUAAAAUAGAGACAUACAGCUGCGUGUCAUUGGCAUACUGGCUGAACUUAACUCUUACAUCCUGGAAUAAGCUCACCCAGUAGUUUCAUAUAGUCAUUCAAACGCGGGGAUAGGCGGGAACACUAUGGGAUCCCUUUGCACAAGGGGUUGAGAAGAACCAUCCCAAUGCCACUUCCCAGAGCCCCAUUUGCAGUAGGAAGGGAACUGCUGAGCCUUCCAUUCCCAACUCACAGAGCUGGUGCGGAAGGAUGUCAGGGCUGAAGCUAUCAAAAGCUGUGAAGAGAUCAAGGAGGGUCAACAGGGUUGUGCUCCCGCUGUCUCUCAUCAGAAGUUAGCCACUGGCAAAAAAAUUGAUCCAUUUUUGUUUUUCCUUACCAGACAGGAAUUCACAGCAGUACCCGGAAGAAAGACAAGAAUGGUCUUCAGAUACCAAAUGGCAAGGAGCGUCCAUCCCAUUUUUGUUCCUUUCUGCUACAGGAAUUGA